This is a messenger RNA of Glycine soja, 1630 nucleotides long. RefSeq names its product transmembrane protein 45B-like. The transcript has 2 exons. The record is from RefSeq and is a predicted model, not a curated record. Lineage: Eukaryota; Viridiplantae; Streptophyta; Magnoliopsida; Fabales; Fabaceae. The coding region runs from base 542 to 1474 and encodes 310 amino acids.
GACUCUAUUUAAUUUACUACUUGAAUCAGAAAUCCAAAUUGACAUCUUUACCUGCCAGCCAGACGUACAAUUGAAUUAUAAUACUUAUGGCUGUUAGCUUGAAAUUUCCAUGGAAAAGCACCUUAAAAACAACCCAACUGUGGUUGUCCCCGCCUCUUCAAUUCUUUCUUCUUUCUUAGAAUAAAUGCCAAACCUUUUGCUUAUGAGACACGCACCACAUUACACCAACCUUGUGAAAGGAGGUUUCAGGCCGUGCCACUAAUUGGCUUCACACACUCAUCAUAACCAACCUCAUCUGCAUUGAGUACCCAAAACAGAGAACUCUAUAAAAGAUCAUCUCAUUUGGUUUGCCCUGUGGAACAUACAACAGUUGUGUGUUGGUGUUUCUUUACCUUUUGUUUCUGAGUUCUUCGAACAAUACUACUACAUUUCCUUUGGUGGACAAAGAACACCAUCUAAUUAAAACUCCUACUCAGUGUUGAAUAAAGUUUAGUGUCUAUUAAACUUUUCUCGUUUCUCUUGUGUUGGCGUAACAAGCACUAUGUUGGAGGGACAUCAACUUUUGGGCUUUGGCUUCUUUGUAAUUGGUUUAUGGCACUUCUUCAACCACAUCAAGCUCCAUGCUCUUAGUUCCAAGUCCUACUCAUCAACCCUAUGGUUUCCCACCAAAAUAUCCAGAUACUUGGAGCUCCACUUCAUCAUGGCAAGCUGCACAAUCUUCAUUGCCUCGGAACUCUUCAUUGCUCCCAUUCAUCACCAACCAUUAGACCCUGAUGGAACCAUUCCCACCACCCAUCUCCACAACUUUGAACACUCCUUCAUGGCCAUGGCUUUCUUGGUCUAUGCCAUUUUUGCCAUAGUUCUUGAUAGAAAAUGCAUCAAAGCUCAGCAUGAGCUAACUAAUUUGCUAGGAGCCUUAGCUUUUACACAACAAUUUCUUCUCAUCCACCUUCACUCUAGGGAUCACAUGGGACCAGAAGGCCAAUACCACUUCUUGUUGCAACUUUUGAUCAUUAUUUCUUUGAGUACAACCCUCAUGGGAAUUGGCUUCCCUAAGAGCUUCUUGGUCUGCUUUGUGCGUUCUGUCAGCAUAAUCUUCCAAGGUGUGUGGCUUAUGGUCAUGGGUUUCUUGCUUUGGACACCAGGGUUCCAAGCCAAAGGUUGCUUCAUGCACCUUGAGGAGUCUGAUGAAUAUGUAGUGAGAUGCAGUGAUGAUGAGUCACUUCAUCGUGCUAUCUCCUUGGUGAACAUUCAGUUCAGCUUCUUGUUGAUUGUAGUCACCAUUUUUGGCAUGUCUUUCUACUUGAUUCUGGUUAAAAGAUAUGGUGAGAAAGUGGAGUAUGUUUUUCUGACAAAGGAGGAACAUUACGGUGAAGAAGAUGGCUUUGUGAAACCUAAAGUCACUAUCCACCUUGACAAUAACAUCCACGUUGAAUCCCAAUCCCAAGAGAAAAGCAUGCGAGAGCAAAUUUAAAAUAAGCACUUUGUGAUACCUAAAGGCAUUGGUGUAAACGGUCAAUCAAUCAGAAAUAUCAUUCUUAUGAUUUUCAAAUAAUUAUGGUAAAAAUCAACAAAUUUACUGUUAUGAUUUAUUUAUUAAGCCAAGUGAAUCAAUUAGUGUGUAUGUAAA